GUCUUAAUUAUAAUACCUUUUAUAAAUCCGCGGACUUUAGUUCACCAAUUUCCACGAUAUGAUUUAAAACCGCAUACGCUUACUUGUCGUGCAGUCAGUGUCGCCUGUUCGCCGACGCGCCGGGCAGCGGAAAAAGAUAACAUUUGCCUGUUACCGAUUGUCCAUGUGAAUUUAUCUGUCCAAGCAUUAAUGUUCUAACAAUAGAAAAACGCGACUCCCGACAUUUUGAUACGUUGAUAUUAUGACGAUCCGGAGACGGCACUCCUUCGAGGAUUGUAUGGCGAAGUGGCAUCGGCUGCUUCUGUAAAACUUGUACACUUCCCACUUCCCGUUGUGCCACCUGUAACAACGAAAAUCGAUGGAACGUUGCGGCUACCAUACAGCUCUUAAAACCGGAAUCUGUUAUCCCGUAUCCACCCCCCAUUGGACUGCUUGCCUCUAUCAAGGGCGAUUCAACUUAUGCUCAUUCAGCGGACGGGAUAUAGAUAUAUAAAGUGAAUGCUGAACGAAGUGCAGUUCAACAAUAUGAAAAGUACGGUGGCGCAUGGCCCAUAACAAAAUAUUCUGGACGUUAAGGUAAUCGCAUACCUCUUCGCAAAUUCCCAAGGAAAUAUAGUCGCUCUUCGCGCAUCUGUUUCGCUGCAUCAGUAAUACUUGCAACGCUUUGACAGUGUGACCUUUCACUUUGCUCGACUUUUCUCUAUUCCUAAUUGUAAAAGGUCACGGUCAACGUCAACCUAGUAAUGGAAAGUGAAAAGUUCGCCGUAGCAGGCCGUCAGAUGAUAGACUAUGUCAUCCAAUAUCUCGAAAAUAUUCGAGAUAGAAGGGUAUUUCCAACUGUGAAGCCUGGCUUUAUGCGGGAACUGAUACCCGCAGACGCACCGGACAAAGGGGAAUCAUGGGAAGCUGUAUUCAACGACAUUGAGCGCGUCAUCAUGCCCGGGGUCACACACUGGCACAGUCCACGCUUCAACGCUUUUUUCCCAACAGCUAAUUCAUAUCCCGCAAUCCUGGCUGACAUUCUGAGUGAUGCGAUCGGGUGUGUUGGAUUUACAUGGGCUGCAAGUCCGUCUUGUACCGAGUUGGAAGUGGUAAUGAUGGAUUGGUUAGGCAAAAUGCUGAAACUGCCAAACGAAUUUCUUUCCUGCGGCGGUGGACUAGGUGGCGGAGUCAUUCAGGGCACUGCUAGCGAAGCUACGGUUGUGGCUCUCCUUGCAGCAAAAUCUCGAGCUGUGAAAAAGAUCAAGGAAGACCAUCCGGGUUUUACGGAUAUGGAUAUCCUGUCGAAGCUGAUGUGCUAUGCUUCAGAUCAGGCUCACUCAUCUGUGGAGCGGGCGGCUAUGUUGGGUGCUCUUAAUAUCCGCUUGAUUAAGAGCAAUGAUGACUUCUCAAUGAAUGCAUCGUUACUGGAGGAAACCAUAAAGCAGGACAAAGCAAAUGGAUUAUUUCCGUUCUACGUGGUAGCUACACUGGGAACAACUCCCUGCUGCGCAUUCGACAACCUGAUGGAAAUCGGACCGAUUUGCCAACGGGAAUCUGUGUGGUUGCACGUCGAUGCGGCAUACGCGGGAUCAGCGUUCAUCUGCCCGGAAUUUCGUCACUACAUGGAUGGUGUAGAAUUGGCUGAUUCGUUCAAUUUUAAUCCUCAUAAAUGGAUGCUGGUCAACUUUGAUUGCUCAGCUAUGUGGGUAAAAAAUAGCCCCGAAUUAGUGGAAGCGUUUAAUGUGGACCCAUUAUAUCUACGCCACGACAAGCAGGGUUUGGUUCCUGAUUAUCGGCACUGGCAAAUUCCACUGGGUCGGCGAUUUCGCUCCUUGAAAUUGUGGUUUGUUAUGCGCAUGUACGGAGUUGAAGGUAUCCAGCGACAAAUACGUGAACAAGUCGCCUUGGCUAAGGAAUUCGAACAACUUUUGGCUUCUGAUCAUCGCUUUGAGUUGGCUGUUCCCGUACGGAUGGGAUUGACUUGCUUUCGUCUGAAGGGUCCAAAUGAAUUGAACGAAAAACUGCUUCGACGCAUUAAUGAAUCCGGAAAAAUCUACUUGACUCCGUCUAAACUGCGAGAUAAGUUCAUUAUUCGCUGCUGUGUAUGUGCCUCGCGCACCACUUCCAAUGAUAUCGAAUACUCUUGGACAGUGAUUAAAGAAUUUGCUGACCAAAUUUUGGAAGAACAGCGUGUGGGCUCCAAAGCCGAGCGCUAAAGCGAACUGCGAAAUGAAAGACAUUCUCGUAAUGAGCAGACAUAUGUACAUUCUCGUAAUGAGCGGACAUAUGUCUAAUGGGUUUCUCAAGUCCGCAGUUGUCCUUAACGAUUUCACGAAAAUUAUCCCUAAUUAAUUACGUGCUAUAUCCGGUUUAAUUUUGAUCUGUUAUGUUACUGUAACUGUUCGCAGCUUUGGUUUAUCGUAGUGUUCGCAUUUUUAAGGUACUUUAAAAAUAUCUCAUGUGUACGUGUAGAUUUGUUCUGCUGUUACCAUCAACUUUGCUCUACAUAUAACGAAUGUUUUCAAGUACUACCCAGUAGUACUGUACUCAAAAAUACAUGCAUCACUAACUUGGCUGACCGCUAUGAGUAGAAGUCUGAUGGUGACAAACUGCAGUCUGCUUUAUUUUCACAAUGCCCAAGAUCAGUUUAUGUCCAGGAUCAGUUUGUUGCGAACAGUUUUUGUCCAGGAUCAGUUUGUUGCAAACAUACAUAAUAUUAUGCGGCCUGCG
Molecule: messenger RNA, 2712 nt
Organism: Paramacrobiotus metropolitanus
Lineage: Eukaryota; Metazoa; Tardigrada; Eutardigrada; Parachela; Macrobiotidae
Product: aromatic-L-amino-acid decarboxylase-like
Exons: 11
Coding region: 744-2198 (484 amino acids)
Biological process (GO): catecholamine metabolic process; amino acid metabolic process; serotonin biosynthetic process
Molecular function (GO): pyridoxal phosphate binding; aromatic-L-amino-acid decarboxylase activity
Source: RefSeq, a predicted model, not a curated record